Andrographis paniculata is the source of this 522-nucleotide messenger RNA. RefSeq lists its product as uncharacterized. The transcript is spliced from 2 exons. NCBI's taxonomy places the organism in Eukaryota, Viridiplantae, Streptophyta, Magnoliopsida, Lamiales, Acanthaceae. Bases 1 to 522 code for a protein of 173 amino acids. The record is from RefSeq and is a predicted model, not a curated record.
AUGAAUUUCUCUGACAUUAAAUAUGAUAUUCCUGAAUUGACUGGUGAUAAUUAUAAGAUCUGGAAGGAGAGGAUUCUCCUUCAUUUAGGCUGGAUGGACAUUGAUUAUGCUAUACGGAAAGACGAGCCGCCAGUUAUUACUGAAACCAGCGAGCCAGAUGAUGUGGAUCUUUAUGAGCGAUGGGAGAGAUCUAACCGUCUUUCCAUGAUGCUCAUAAAGACUAAGAUCUCUGCUGGUAUCCGUGCGUCUGUCGAUCAGCAUGAUAAUGUUAGAGAGCUUUUGAGGGCUAUUGAUGAACAAUUCGUCAAGUCUGAUAAGGCUCUUGCCAGCACACUGAUCAUUCAGUUCUCCACCAUGAGGUUCACGGGUGUGAGGGGUGUGCGCGAGCACAUAAUGCGCAUGCGGGACAUUGCGGCGCAGCUGAAAAGCUUAGAGGUGACCAUGUCUGAGACCUUUCUUGUCCAUUACAUAUUGUGCACUUUACCUCAUCAAGGAGGAGAGACUACUGAUGGAGGAAGGUGA